UACAAACUGCUGCAGUUAUGACAGAAACAGUAAUAACGCUGCAACUCGAAUUCGAACAAUAUUUUUUAGAGUCCGUUUCUUUGUUCGGAAUAGAGAAACUUUAAAUUAAUCUGUUUAACAAAAAAACCUUAGUGUCGUGCACACGAAGUGUGGUCGAGUUAUACCUAGUUUUGUGUUAUUGUGUUUGUAUGUCAGCCAGCCAGCUCAUAUUCAUUUUAAAAUAUUUUCGCGUUCCGUAAAAACUCUUAUUCUAGCUCGCAUUGUGUUUGUAUUUGGGUAUAACACGGUUACAUGUAGUUAGCCAUCUACAGCUUUUGUUUUGCAUAACAAUAUUCAGGUUAUGACAUGUGACUGAAAGUUACCGUCACAUGUCUUUACAUGUUAGAAACUUGACUUAAAUUUGUACUCGAGUACACAAAGUAACCAAUUACUAUUACUUCUAGUCAGUAGAAUAUGAACUAAUUCAUAAAUGAAUAAAACAAUAGUUUCUAGGAUUUGAAACUACGGACAGUACCAGGAGCAUUAGUACUAGAGGCAGCCUCAGACCACAUAUAAAGGGACAUGUCAGUAGUUUUUUGUGUUGUGACCCCAACACUAGGAAUUCUAUAGUCCAGGCAUCUGAGGUUAAUUGUGGAAAUAACUUGUUCUAUGUUCCUAGAACUAGGAACAUAGUGGUUGUAACCGCUUUGUGUGUUACAACCACAUGAAAAGGUAAAGGAGCUAGUCACAGUUCUUGUACCAGGAGUUGUUUGUGUUAUGACUGCAGUAAUAAGUACCAGAAACUUGGUACAACACCAGUAGCACCAUGUGAUGGUACUGAGAAUACAGGAAAAGGAAAAUCUUUUUAACAAAAGAAAAGGACAAUACUAGGUGUCAUUUGUGUUAAGAUUUACAAAAACUAGUUCUAAGUCACGAGAAGUAGAAUUAGUUCCAGGCAACUGUUACAUCCACAGUGACCAGUACAAGGACUGUGGGAUGGUGGCAGGAGCUUUUUUAUUAUAUGCGAAGGAACUGAUAUUGGAACUAUGCACAGUUCAAAAUGCGAUGAGCUGUUUGAGUUAUGACUGAAUUAACUAGUACCAGGAGCUAAAGGCAGUACCAGGAGACAUGUUCCUUAAACCAACAAAAGUAAAAGGAUCCACUUCUGAAGAUGAAACCCCCAAAUGUGCCUUCAUGGUGCCAAAGAAAGAAAUCAGUAUGGUGCCAGAUAUGGGCAAAUGGAAACGCUCUCAGGCAUAUGCUGACUACAUGGGCUUCAUCAUGGCCCUGAAUGAGAGUGUGAAGAGAAAGAAGCUGACAUGUGACUAUCACGUGUCUGAGACAGUGGAGAAGCUACUCAAACUCUUGGCGACCCUAGAGCGGUGGAUUGACGAGACGCCUCCUAUCGAUCAGCCGUCACGCUUCGGUAAUAAAGCCUACAGAACCUGGUACAGCAAACUAGAUCAGGAAGCAGAGGCCCUGGUCUCAGCGGUGCUCCCUGCUGACAAAGGUGCAGCAUCUGCAGAAAUAGCGGUUUAUCUUAAAGAGUCUGUGGGAAACUCCACCAGGAUAGACUACGGAACAGGUCACGAAGCUGCCUUCGCUGCGUUCCUCUGCUGCCUCUGUAAGGUGGGAGCUCUCACAGUGGAGGAUCAGCUGGCCAUGGUCUUUAAGGUGUUUGACAGAUAUCUGGAAGUGAUGAGGAAGCUGCAGAAAACCUACAGGAUGGAACCUGCCGGUAGUCAGGGUGUGUGGGGACUGGACGACUUCCAGUUCUUGCCCUUCAUAUGGGGCAGCUCGCAGUUAGUAGAUCACCCGACGCUGGAGCCGCGGCACUUUGUGGAUGAGAGGGCGGUGAACGAGCACCACCAUGACUACAUGUUUCUGGAGUGCAUUAAGUUCAUCAAUGAGAUGAAGACCGGUCCGUUCGCUGAACACUCCAAUCAGCUGUGGAACAUCAGUGCCGUUCCGUCUUGGGCCAAAGUGAACCAGGGCCUGAUUCGAAUGUACAAAGCUGAGUGUCUGGAGAAGUUCCCUGUGAUCCAGCACUUUAAGUUCGGCAGCCUGUUGUCCAUCCAGCCCGUUGCUCCGUGAGUCUGUCAGACGGGAAAACUACGCACGCAGUGACGACAACGGGAAGACCGAACUCCAGCAGCCCUGAACCAACAUUUCCUGUUUCCUUGGUAUCCUCAAAAGCAAAUACAACAGCAGCAGCAGCAGCAGCAGCAACAAUCCACCACAUCCAGUCAUAAACACACACACACACACACACACCCGUAGAUACAGUACACGUGUGUGGUUUUGUGCGUGUAGACUGUCUUUUUGGCGAACAUUGAUGCUUCAUGCUUGACUUUAAUCCCAGAUUUUGGAUCCUUAUCAGCAGCCGCUUCAUUCACAGACACAUCAUGAGAAUUUUAAAAAUAAAAAAAA
Cynoglossus semilaevis (tongue sole) is the source of this 2409-nucleotide messenger RNA. RefSeq names its product protein phosphatase 2 phosphatase activator (gene ptpa). Gene Ontology annotation, cellular component: cytoplasm; protein phosphatase type 2A complex; nucleus. Gene Ontology annotation, molecular function: peptidyl-prolyl cis-trans isomerase activity; protein tyrosine phosphatase activator activity. The record is from RefSeq and is a predicted model, not a curated record. Gene Ontology annotation, biological process: mitotic spindle organization. The coding region runs from base 1108 to 2073 and encodes 321 amino acids. NCBI's taxonomy places the organism in Eukaryota, Metazoa, Chordata, Actinopteri, Pleuronectiformes, Cynoglossidae. The transcript has 10 exons.